UCACACGCGCACAUUUAAAGUACUGUCGGCGUGCGCAGCUGAACUCCCCAGUCCACACCGAAGUUUCGUUGCUGAGAGCACCGCCGACAGCUUGCUAUAAGAAAAUGUCCGUCAACGAGGUGUACGUGUUCCGACCGUUCAAACUCAUCGCUCUGCUUUGCGUGUUCCUUGCACUUUGUCUGGACGUUGUGGCCCUCGUAAGUCCCGCCUGGGUGACAGCGGAGGGCUACGCUUUGUCCCUAUGGGAGUCUUGUAGAGAGAUCGAAGCCGACUGGAAGUGCAUCUCCACCCUUAAAUCUGAUUGGCAGAUAGCCACACUGGUGUUGCUGCUAGCUGGAGCGUCAGUGACUUUGCUGGCAUUUCUUGUCGCUCUGAUCUCCCUGUGCAGGGGCACACACAGGAAACACUAUCGCACAGUGGCAGUGUUCCUCUUCACAGCAGUGGUUCUCCAGGCCUGUGCUCUGGUGCUCUACCCAAUCAAAUUCAUUGAUGGCAAGAUGCUUCAGACAUACCAUGAGUUUAACUGGGGGUAUGGGCUGGGCUGGGGAGCUACCAUCUUUAUGUUGGGAGGGGGGAUACUCCUGUGCCUCCGAACAGACAUGUAUGAGGAUGGCAUGUAUUGAGGCAUCACCUACACGCAUAAACACACCUACAUGCCCAAACAGAUGCAUGCACAUGCACACACACUGACAGGUUAGGACUGGCCACUGUAUAUCUCACAUUUACUUGCACAGGUUUAAAUAGAAGAGUUCUGAUGAAGUUUCAGUGCUGUAUACCACAUGUUUAUGCAAGAGUAGGACACAGUUUGGGGCAUUUGUUUCCAAGACAUAGAGCCUAGAUAUAGUCCAUAUAUCUAUACUACACUACACACACACAGACAUAUCAGACAUCAUGAAAAGUACGCAGGUUUGCACAACUGUACACUCAUUUUUCACACUUACGAAUAGUUGUCCUUAUAAAAGGUCAAAUGCAUAUGUCUGAAGACAUAUCCACACACAUACACACAUGCAGGCAUGCAGAUACAUGCACGCUCACACACACACACACACACAAGCACAUACAUAUUCACACACACUUAAGCAUGCAAUUCUGGCAACUCUGUUAAAUACAGAGUGAAAGUUUAGGUUUAGGCCUACCAGCUAGUAUAGGAGAGAUAAAGUAUGAGGAACAGCUGUGUGAAAUGUGAAAUGGACCACAACUCCCACAAUUCUCCAUGUGGGCCCUGUGGCUAUUUUGGGAGACUGAGGUGUGCCACUCCUUCUCUCUCUGUGACCGCAGACCUUUUCAGCGGCAUAUUCCCUGGAUUUCCAGUCGAGAGAAGACAAGGAAUGAGAACCUUAAAGUUAACCAGUAUCCCAAGGGAUUGGUUUCUUUUUAAAGACACAUAUACUAUUUUGUAUAUUUCUUGUGUUGCAUUAUGAUGGAGAGCAUAUCAUCUUGCUAAUAUCUUUAUAUAUUGUCCAAGCAUUAUGUAUAAUUGAAUUUGAGGUAUAUAUUUUAUGUUACAUUCUUUGAUAAUUUGCAGUUUUUGAAACUGUGGCUGGAUUUAGUGAGGAGGUGACACUUUCUGUACUAUUGCUUUACAGCAUAUGUGACUCUGACUCUUUCUUCAUUUAAAGUCAAUAAAUGGUACUGUCAAAUGAA
Messenger RNA from Electrophorus electricus (electric eel), 1644 nucleotides. Its product is annotated as transmembrane protein 47-like. The record is from RefSeq and is a predicted model, not a curated record. Gene Ontology annotation, cellular component: cell-cell junction; membrane. Gene Ontology annotation, biological process: cell-cell adhesion. NCBI's taxonomy places the organism in Eukaryota, Metazoa, Chordata, Actinopteri, Gymnotiformes, Gymnotidae.